This is a messenger RNA of Bemisia tabaci, 3067 nucleotides long. The record is from RefSeq and is a predicted model, not a curated record. Lineage: Eukaryota; Metazoa; Arthropoda; Insecta; Hemiptera; Aleyrodidae.
CGUCCCCCGAGAGCGACGCCGAAUCUGCACGACCGUCGACGCGCUCACGCUCGAAAUACGCGCGCGUCCGAGACUCAUCACGCGAGUGAGGAUAAGAUUCCGCCCCGCAACGCGUCCACUGUCAACAAAGUGGUCCGCUGUGUUUUGAAAUUUUUAUGCCCGUAUAUUAUUCGUUUUGGUUCCUCUACGUAACGCAGUGAAAGUUGUUACCAAGCCUCAAUAUUUGGGAACUUUGGAAGUGCCGAGGUUCUGUGGUUUUGAUGUGCGCUCUUUCACGUUGGAUACGCGGAAUACGGGCCUCACGCCUUUCGACGACGGAGAAAAGUCCGGGGAAGAGUGAAGAAUGCUGGUGCGGAAGCCGUGAAACAGGUUGACAGAGCCCCCGCUCCGAGGCGGAAAGUGAGGUUAUGCCGGGAGGCGAGUGGCGCGAAGUUGCGCGUGUGGAAUGUGCGUCUGGCGAGGGUGCCGAUGCCCGGUGCGUGCGGGCUUUUGAGCUCUAGUUCGCUUUCUCUCGAGUGCGGCCGCGCCUUGCGCCGGGGCGAGCGCCGCGACAUUGCUCGCAUUCUAAAUGCCCCAUAUAAAUGGUUCCAAAUCUGCGUUUGACAGACUGCCAAUCCUCGUUGUGUUAUGUUUACUUUGCUCAUCUCUCGUUCAAGGUGGCCAAGUGUUACAGAGCACAAAGACGCCGCCUCUUUUCACUGCAAUCCGUGGCCGCCGUGAUGAGUCCAACUCGGGCGAGGACGUAGGCGCGUGUCGUCAGUUCGUCGAGGGCGACCCCGAGAAAAUGGAGUUCUACUCCCCCAACUACCCCAGCAACUACCCCAACCACUCAGACUGCAUCGCUGUUCUCACAGCUGAGCCGGGCUACCUGAUCCGGCUGGACUUCCGGGACGAGUUCCACCUGGAGCCGUCGGAGGAGUGCAAGUUCGACUACCUGGAGGUGCGGGACGGCGCUCACGGGUACUCGGACCUGAUUGGCUCCUACUGCGGCAACGAGUUCCCGCCGAUGCUCACCUCCUCCAAUCGCUGGCUCUGGCUCCGAUUCCACUCGGACGAGAACAUCGAAUACUCCGGCUUCCGCGCCGUCUACAGCUUCAUCCAGAAACCCACCUCCGCUGUGUAUAUUCCAGAAUUAGAAACUUGUAACAUAAAUGUAACCGGCUCAGAAGGGUUUGUAAAUAGGACGGACAUUGAUCCGGAACAUGUAAGAUUAGCAACUACUCACAAUCUGCCUUUAGACUGCAUUUGGGUCAUCACAGUCCAGACGGGAUGGAGGAUCCAGCUGAACUGGAUGAAGUUCAACUUGGAUCGGCCGAACGACUGCGACUCGAACUUCGUGGACGUGUUCCCGGAGCGGACGGACCUUCCGUCGCGGCUCCACAACUUCUGCGGCUCCAUCGCCGAGAUCGUCCAGUCGCCCUCCAACAUCCUCCACGUCCGCUUCGUCGCCGAGGCCAAAGCCAUCAACUCCACCUUCGAAGCCCUCUUCACCGCCUUCCGGGACAAGGGCAAGGGUGGCGUCUGCGACGACGCUACGGAAUACGAUUGCGAGGAUGCCACGUGUAUCUCACUCGACCUCAAGUGCAAUGACCGGCCCAACUGCCGCUUUAGGUGGGACGAGGCUGACUGUGAGAACAAGUUGGAUGCGUUCGGGAAGAUCAUGCAGUCGCAACAUAUCAUCAUUAUUUUAAUUAUUUUUGUGCUCAUUUUGGCUGGUAUGUGUUUUGCAUUUAUUUUCAACAUUACGAGGAAGCUAAUCCACGACCAACGAAUAAUACGGGAACACACGAAGCAAUCGCGGGAGGGGCGGCUGGACCAGCUGGGGCGGAAGACGCCGGCGGGGUCGAUGAUGAUCACGCCGGUGGCGACGAUCGUGCCGAAGAUGAGCAAGAGCUCGGUGAGCCUCGAGUCCUCGCGCUCGCGUUCGGCGUCGCCGGUGCGGCAGCUCCAGCUCCCGGGCCUCGGGCACAGCCACGGCCACGGCCUCAACGACCACAAGGCCCGCGACCCCGCCAGGGACUGCUUCGUCCCCGCCACGCCCACCCCCGGACCGGGACACCCCAUCGGCGUCUGCCAGAAGCACGACCCCGGCGAUGUCAACCUCAUGUUCCUCAGGCAUGAGCGGCAAAGGGUGAGUCACGAGUACGACGCGGGUGACGAGGAGGAGGAAGACGGGCUGUACCUGCGGGACGGGAACACGCCUUUGGCGCCGGAGAUGAAGGACUGCGAGUGUCAGACGCGGGAGAGCCUCUUCCACAACACCUCCGAGGAGAGCUACAACCUCCCGGCGCCGACGCCCCCGCCGCCGCUGCCCCCGAUGCAGAGGUCAUAUCAGAAGCACGGCUCCGGCUCGGGCUCCGGCUCCGGGUCGCCGGGCAAACGACCCCACGAGGCCUUCCAGACGCUGCCCAUCAAGCCCCAGGCCAGGGCCAACCACCACCCGCCCACCGGACACAACUUCACCACUUUCGGAUACAGUACAAAUCCCAGGUGUGGGACAACGAGCUCAAGUUCGAACUCGCAGCCGAAAGAGCUGCCGAAAUUCAAGGCGGAGGCGGUGAUCGAGAUGGACAAGCUCUCGGCGACGGGUUCGGGCUCGGAAUCGGCUUCCGGCUCGAGCAGCGGCGGCACCGUCGCCGACCCGCGGCCGUUCAGCAUCCAGUCCUCCAAGUCGGCGCCGGACGUCAUCGUCACCCAUUGACAACCCGAGUGGGAGCCGUACAAGCGACGGUUCCCCCGGCACCAAUCACCUGUAAAUACCGUAGCGCAGCGCGUCACCUUCGCCCCGCAACCGUGCUAUGACGCCGGUUCCGGCUUCCCGAGCUAGCGCCCAGCCAGCUAGAGCUUUCCUAGAUGCUUCUCAGCUCCGCCCGACGAGCUGUCCGACCUCCGUGCAGCCCACAGGAUCCAGGUUUUAACCGUGUAGGCAAAUAGUAUCCACGUGGUCAGAGACUUCAUCAUUUAGAGACCCCACGCCCCCAUAGAGAAAAAAAAGGAGGUGUUUGCAUCUUGAGGUUUGUUUACCCUGUGACUUAGGUCAGUACAACCUGGCCAGCGAAAUCCGGAA